Messenger RNA from Sardina pilchardus (European sardine), 1952 nucleotides. RefSeq names its product girdin-like. The record is from RefSeq and is a predicted model, not a curated record. The transcript has 4 exons. Bases 356 to 1315 code for a protein of 319 amino acids. NCBI's taxonomy places the organism in Eukaryota, Metazoa, Chordata, Actinopteri, Clupeiformes, Clupeidae.
ACCAAUGGCUGAAGCUGAACAUGCAUUUUUGUUCUUAAGUUCAAUAUCAUGUGUACAUUAGGUGUGUCAUUUGAUAGAACAUAUCUUUGACUAGUUUCUAUUGAGAACAUAAUCUUUCACUAUAGCUAUUAUGAAUUAAAAUGCUGCAAUGCUGCUGAAAUUUGUCAAAUUAAAGAUUAUUUCUACUCCUCAUGAGAAAGGGUGCAAGUUAUUUUUGUUUUUCCUUUACUGUACACCACACUUGUGACUUCCUCUUUAGAUAUUAGCCAUGCCCUGCUGCACAGUUAAACACUCACUCUUUACUAGACCAGCAGGUUCACACUCCAUAUUGACCAGAUAGCAGAAAGAAACUAAUAUGUCUGAUGACAUUUAUGAAGAUCCAGAUUCUUCCAGUAUUAAUAUAAGACCAUGCAACAAAACAGAAAAUAUAGACAUGAAUGCAGUUCCGAAAAGGUCUCAGCAAAGACUGAAGCACAGCGAGAUCCAGGAUCGUUCUGGGGGUCAUAAUCAUGGUCCCUACAAACUGGCUGUGGUGUUUCUUGGGCUGCUGUGUGUUCUCCUUUCGGCUGUCAUCAUAUGGCUGUGCAUUAAAACGGAGGAGACAAGCCAUUUACAGUUUAGCUACAACAACCUGACUGAAGAGAAAGGCCAGUUAGAGAUCCGUAAUGAAAACUUGAUUGGAGAGAAGGAACAGCUACAGUUAAGGUACAACAACCUGACUGAAGAAAAAGGCCAGUUAGAGAUCCGUAAUGAAAACUUGAUUGGAGAGAAGGAACAGCUACAGUUAAGGUACAACAACCUGACUGAAGAAAAAGGCCAGUUAGAGAUCCGUAAUGAAAACUUGAUUGGAGAGAAGGAACAGCUACAGUUAAGGUACAACAACCUGACUGAAGAGAAAGACCAGUUAGAGAUCCGUAAUGAAAACUUGAUUGGAGAGAAGGAACAGUUACAGUUUAGCUACAACAACCUGACUGAAGAGAAAGGCCAGUUAGAGAUCCGUAAUGAAAACUUGAUUGGAGAGAAGGAACAGCUACAGUUAAGGUACAACAACCUGACUGAAGAAAAAGGCCAGUUAGAGAUCCGUAAUGAAAACUUGAUUGGAGAGAAGGAACAGCUACAGUUAAGGUACAACAACCUGACUGAAGAGAAAGACCAGUUAGAGAUCCGUAAUGAAAACUUGAUUGGAGAGAAGGAACAGCUACAGUUAAGGUACAACAACCUGACUGAAGAGAAAGGCCAGUUAGAGAUCCGUAAUGAAAACUUGAUUGGAGAGAAGGAACAGCUACAGUUAAGGUACAACAGCCUGCAUGACUGAAGAGAAAGGCCAGUUAGUGAUCCGUAAUGAAAACUUGAUUGGAGAGAAGGAACAGCUACAGUUUAGGUACAACAGCCUGACUGAAGAGAAAGGCCAGUUAGAGAUCCGUAAUGAAAACUUGAUUGGAGAGAAGGAACAGCUACAGUUAAGGUACAACAACCUGACUGAAGAAAAAGGCCAGUUAGAGAUCCGUAAUGAAAACUUGAUUGGAGAGAAGGAACAGCUACAGUUAAGGUACAACAACCUGACUGAAGAGAAAGGCCAGUUAGUAAUCCGUAAUGAAAACUUGAUUGGAGAGAAGGAACAGUUACAGUUAAGGUACAACAACCUGACUGAAGAGAAAGGCCAGUUAGUGAUCCGUAAUAACAACUUGAUUAGAGAGAAGGAACAAUUACAGGCAAGAGAAAGAACAUUGAGUGCUGAGAAAUCUCUGCUGGAAACCAACAUCAGAGUCAUGGCUGGUGAGCGAGAUGAACUACAGUCACGUCUUUCCAAACUUGAAUCACAUGACAUGAAGAGAAUUAAAAGUCAUGCAGUGGAUGUGACUCUGGAUCCUGACACAGCACGUAGCUAUCUCUUCCUGUCUGCUGAUGGGAAACAAGUGAGAGAUGGCGACACAAUACCCGAUGUCCCUGAC